AUGUCCAUUUUCUUCCAUCGUCUGCCGAUCCUGUGCUUCGUACUGGCUUUGGCCAGCAGCAUCACAAAUGCCAACUUUAUGAUCGCAAAGCCCAAUUGCGAAAGCAAGUGCGGCAACUUAACCAUACCGUAUCCUUUUGGAAUCGGUGCAGGGAACGGUUGCUCACUAUCCUCCGGCCGUUUCGACGUCACCUGCAACACUUCAUUCAACCCCCCCAAACUCUUCAUCGCCACAGGAAACAUCGAAAUCCUCGAUAUCACAGACAACGCCGUACGUGUCAGAAACUUGGUUGCAUCACGAUGCUACAAUAGAUUCGGAAUCAUAACCCAGGACAACAACAGAGUCUCCAUCAACCUCACGGGCACCCCUUACACCUUCUCCGACAAGAACAAGUACACAGUGGUCGGAUGCGAUGAGUUUGCGAUGAUAAAUGGAAUUGAAGGACGGAAUUUCACCAGCGGAUGCGUCUCCUACUGUUCGAGCCUGGCAGGUUUGAUUGACGGAGAUUGUUCUGGGAUUGGUUGCUGCCAAACUGCUAUUCCAAAGGGUAUGAAGACUUUUGAUUCAAUUCUUAGCACUCUGUACCGACACGUGGAGGUUUGGUCCCAUUCCCUUUGUGGUUAUGCCUUUCUUGGAGAUCCAGACAGAUUCAGAUUCAGUGUUUCUGAUCUCAACGACACCAGUUUCAAGAACACAACCAUAGAGAAUACGCCUGUGAUUCUUGAUUGGGCAGUUGGAGCUCAGAAUUGUAGUGAAGCCAGGGGAUCAAAUGAUUUUGCAUGUCUUGAUAAUAGCUACUGUGUUGAUUCUGAUAAUGGUCUUGGCGGAUAUCGAUGCAACUGUUCCGAUGGAUAUGUGGGGAAUCCAUACCUUAGUCCAGGAUGCACAGAUAUUAAUGAAUGUGGUAAUAAUCCGUGCGACGAAAAUGGAAUUUGUACAAACACUCCAGGAGGUUAUACAUGUUCUUGCAAGAAAGGCUAUUUAGGAGAUGGCAAAAAAGAUGGUCGUGGUUGCAUUGCUAAUAAUUCCAAGUUCCCAGUACUCAAGUUUGCUUUAGGCAUGAGUUUUGGAUUACUGGCCUUGAUAAUUGGUAUGACUUGGCUAUACUUCAGUAUCCAGAAAAGGAAGGUCAUAAAUCAAAGGGAGAAAUUCUUCCAUCAAAACGGUGGAAUGUUGUUGAAGCAGCAACUUUCUUCCGACGAAGGCACCACAAAAUCAACCAAGAUAUUCACUGCCCAAGAGCUCGAAAAGGCCACCAAUAAUUACGCAAAGGAUCGAAUCCUAGGCCAAGGCGGUUACGGCACAGUCUACAAAGGCAUCCUUCACGACCCACAACAAAUUGUAGCAAUUAAAAAAUCCCGAGUAAUGGAUCAAACUCAAAUUGAACAGUUCAUCAACGAGGUCAUAAUCUUGACUCAAGUCAACCACCGAAACGUGGUCAAACUUUUAGGUUGUUGUCUCGAAACCGAAGUUCCUAUGCUGGUUUACGAAUAUGUCUCCAACGGCACACUCUUCCACCACAUCCAUAACAGUGGGGGCAUGCCUUGGUUUUCGUGGGACAAUCGUCUCAGAAUUGCUGUUGAGGCUGCUGGCGCGUUGUCCUAUCUCCAUUCUGCAGCUGCAAAGCCAGUUAUUCACAGAGAUGUCAAAUCUCCAAAUAUAUUAUUAGACGAAUUCUACAAUGCAAAAAUAUCGGAUUUUGGUGCUUCGAGAUUGGUCCCUAUUGAUCAAACACAAGUGACUACUUUAGUGCAAGGUACAUUGGGUUAUUUAGACCCUGAGUACUUCCACACGAGCCAGCUUACUGAGAAAAGCGACGUAUACAGCUUCGGAGUGGUUCUUGCGGAGCUUAUGACAGGAAAGAAACCACUUUCCACCACGAAAACUCAAGAUGAAGUGAAGAGUCUUGCUACUUUUUUUGUUGUAUCGAUUAAGGAGAAUCGUCUGUUCCAAAUUCUGGAUCGACGUGUGCUGAGAGAAGGGAGCUUGGAGCAAAUCCAGGCUAUCGGUGAGCUUGUUAAGAGAUGUCUGAAUUUGCACGGUGAAGAGAGACCGACCAUGAAAGAAGUGGUGAGAGAACUGGAGAGUUUAAAGAAGUUCAGCAAACUACAUCCUUGGGUACAGCAACAAGUUGAAGAGGAAGCUGUUGGAUUGAUGAGUGAGGAACCGUCGGAUUUGUAUGCGAUCGAGAUUGAUUCUCAGGUUGUCACUGGGGAGUACUCUGGUCAAUAUCAUCAUUCCGGGGCUACGCCUUUGAUCUAUGGCAGUCAGAGUCCCCGUUGAUAAAGUUGGUUUCUUUUUCAUUUUUAUGAUUAUAUAAGUUCUCUUCUUUUAAAGUGUAUAAUGUUUACCAGUUUAAAAGCUUGCAUACGUGUUUCGUUGAUAUCAAUUCUAUGGAUUUAGAACACGAGUUCUUACAAAUCACUUGUAAUAAAUGACAUCAAUGAGUUGGAUUGAAA
Molecule: messenger RNA, 2459 nt
Organism: Erythranthe guttata (spotted monkey flower)
Lineage: Eukaryota; Viridiplantae; Streptophyta; Magnoliopsida; Lamiales; Phrymaceae
Product: wall-associated receptor kinase 2-like
Biological process (GO): protein phosphorylation; cell surface receptor signaling pathway
Cellular component (GO): plasma membrane
Molecular function (GO): polysaccharide binding; calcium ion binding; ATP binding
Source: RefSeq, a predicted model, not a curated record